Messenger RNA from Poecilia latipinna (sailfin molly), 20123 nucleotides. It is a transcript of the gene obscnb, whose product is annotated as obscurin, cytoskeletal calmodulin and titin-interacting RhoGEF b. The transcript is spliced from 79 exons. The record is from RefSeq and is a predicted model, not a curated record. Gene Ontology annotation, molecular function: guanyl-nucleotide exchange factor activity; protein binding. NCBI's taxonomy places the organism in Eukaryota, Metazoa, Chordata, Actinopteri, Cyprinodontiformes, Poeciliidae. Bases 9 to 18242 code for a protein of 6077 amino acids.
AAGUAAAAAUGGAUCAAAACCUGUUUGGAGGAGCCCCCAGGUUUCUCACCCGCCCAAAGGCCUUCACAGUGGGUGUGGGCAAGGAUGCUACACUCAGCUGCACUGUUGUUGGCAACCCAACUCCAGUAAUCACCUGGGAAAAAGACAAGCUCAAGCUUUCGUCUGGGGGCCGCUUUAAAACUGUGGAAGACGGAGACAUCUACCGUCUGACCAUCUAUGACCUUACGCUGGAGGACAGUGGUCAGUACAUGUGCCGAGCCAAAAACAACAUCGGGGAAGCUUAUGCUGCUGUGACCUUGAAGGUGGCCCUCCAAACGGAGAUGUCUCAGAGGGCCCCCGUUUUCAUGGUGAAGCCUACUUCCACAAGAGUGGCUUUAGGAGGAGAAGUUGUUUUCCACUGCCGGGUUGUGGCUCACCCUGAGGCCACCUUUGAGUGGGAGAAGGACGGGCGCUACCUAGGUGAAACAAACCGCAUCAAAAUUAUGUCCGACAGCGAAAGCAGCACCUUAAAGAUCCAAGGUGUGCGCAACCUGGACAGCGGAACGUUCAUCUGCAGGGCCCAGAACUCUGUGGGCCGCUCCCAGGCUGCUGCAGCUCUGGUGGUGGAUACUCAGGAUGCUCGCCACAUGUCUGCAGACAAGAGUACCUCUCUCCUCUCGCACAUGCAAAAGCGCAAAGAGGAAAUGAAGAAGGACAUCUCCAUCUUUCGCACGGAGGAAAACAGCUCCCUCUCCAAAGCCAACAUGACCGAUGCCCUGAGUUCCCUGAGCCUGGAGCAGGAGCUGAGGGCGUCUGCACUGGCCAGUCUACCUAAAGGUGUUUUCACCCGCACUUGCACUGUUACUGAGGGCAAACAUGCAAAACUCAGCUGCUUUGUGACGGGUCACCCCAAACCACACAUUAUCUGGAGGAAGGACGGAACUAACAUCAGUGAGGGACGCAGGCACGUCAUUUAUGAGGAUCACGCUGAGAACUUCAUCCUCAAGAUCCUGUACUGCAAGCAGAGUGAUAAUGGUCUCUAUACAUGCAAUGCCACCAAUAUGGCAGGCCAGACCUACAGUGCUGUACUGGUUACAGUCAAAGAGCCAAAGGUGCCAUUCAAGAAGAAACUGCAGGAUGUGGAGGUACAAGAAAAGACCUCAGCCACACUCUUAUGUGAGGUGCCACUCAUCGCCACUCAGACCGACUGGUUCAUGGAGGAAACUAGGCUGGAGCAAAACACUAAAUAUCGCAUGGAUGAGGAUGGGACCCUGCGUCGCCUUACCAUACAUAAUGUCACCACUAAUGACGAUGGAGUUUAUAUCUGCGAGAUGAAAGAGGGCAGCCGCACUGUGGCUGAGCUCACUGUCCUGGGUAAUAUCACAAAGAAGCUUCCUCGGAGGACCAUCGUUCCAGUCAGUGACACCGUCAUCUUUUGUGUUGAGCUGGAGCAUCCUUGUCCAGAUGCCUACUGGACUCGCAAUGGCGAGAAACUGAAGGAAGAUUCUCGUACUUCAAUCGCCUGUGUUCUUAGACAGUACACGUUAACAAUUAAAGACUGCCAGGCAAAUGAUUCUGGAGAGGUGGCCUUUGUGGCUGGAGAUUGUAAGACUUCAACGCGAUUCUCUGUCACUGCUCCCAGGAAGCAUCCUCCUGAUCCCCCAGUCGAUGCUGUGGUGCAGAACAAGACUGACUCGUCCAUCACCAUUCAUUGGUCUCCCCCUGACAGUGACCGUCCUGUACCCAUAAAAGGAUACAUCGUGGAGAGGAGGAAGGUUGGUGCUUCUACCUGGCAGAGAUGCAAUGCUGGAGAAAUCCUCACAACCACAGAGAUCACCAUAAGCAGUUUUGCAGAGGAAGUUAGCUACCAGUUCCGUAUUUCUGCCACAAAUGACUUUGGCCAGAGUCCCUUUCUGGAAGUACCUGGCAGCUUCUACCUUGAACCCACUGCAGAAAUCAGGAAGGGCCUGAUGGACAGCUCUGCAGUCUCUGGAGAGGAAUUCUCCAUCUCUGUGGAGUUGUCGGCUGUUUGUUCAGGCUUCUGGUCCCUGAAUGGACGCCUCCUGCGGAGUGGAUCAGAAUAUCUUAUCACCAAAUCUAAGAACAUUCACACAUUGCUCAUUCGUGUCGUGACCAUGGAAAUGAAUGGAACCGAAAUCAAAUUUGUGGGUGGAGGUUCUCAGAGCACUUGCAUCCUAUCUGUGAAGGCACCCCCUAUCAGGUUCACCAACAAGUCCGACCAUCCAGAGGUCGUAACCUGCAGCGUCCAAGAGACGGCUCAACUGAGUGCUGAAGUGUCAGACUAUGAAACUCAGGUGGCUUGGUUGAAGAAUGGGCGAGAGGUGAAAAUGGGGAAGAAGUAUGAAUCCAUUAUAAGAGAUCGUAAGAGAAUCCUGAUGGUUCACAAUGUCACAGAGGAAGAUGUGGGUCUUUAUGAGUGUGUCUUAUCUGAGGAUAGGAUGUCAAUUCAGCUGACACUGAAAGAUGAGCCUGCCAAAUUUCUCAAUAAAGCCAGAGGCCCCAUGGGAAUGUCAUCAUCCCUUAAAGGAGAUCUUGAGCUGACCUGUGAGGUGUCUUCUGCAAGUGCUGUUGUUGUCUGGAAAAAAGAUAAAGUUGAAAUUAGUGAGGACCAAAGAACAACUAUCAUCUCCAAAGGGACCCAAAGGAAACUUAUCAUUAAAAGUGCCAAGAAAAAUGAUGAAGGAUAUUAUUCUUGUGAGACAGCAGCUGAUAAAGUCACAUUCCAUGUCAAGAUAAAAGAAACCCAAGCAGUAGCUGCAUUCUCCAAUAAAGAGUCAGUUCAGAGGGACGUCAAAGCCGUCCUCAGCCAGAAAUCAACACUUAGCUGUGAUGUGUCAGACACUAAGACGGAGGUGAAAUGGUACAAAGAUGGAAAGUUGCUGGAGUCAAGUAAGAGAAUUCUCUUGGAGGCCAAGGGGAGCACCCGUCAGCUGGUGAUUGAAAACAUCGAGAAGACUGAUGCUGGAGAGUAUACCUGUGAAGCUGGAGGGGAUAAACUGGUCUUCAAGAUAACUGUAUCAGAGGCUCUGUCUGCUUUCUGCAACAAGGAGUUAGUACAGAGGGAGGUGAAAGCCACUCUCUCACAGAAAACCACCCUCAGCUGUGAGGUAGCGGACGUGAAGACAGAGGUGAAAUGGUACAAAGAUGGCAAACUCCUGACUUCCAGCAAAACGGUUCAAACUGAAUCAAAAGGCAAGAGCCGCCAGCUGGUGAUUGACAGCGUGGAGAAGAAAGAUGCAGGAGAAUACACCUGUGAGGCUGGGUCUGAAAAGAUGAGUUUUAAGAUCAAUGUGGCAGAGGCCCAGUCAGCCUUCUUCAACAAGGAGUCAGUCCAGAAGGAUAUCAAAGCCACUGUGUCUCAGAAAGCUACGCUUAGCUGUGAGGUGUCUGAUACCAAGACAGAGGUUAAGUGGUACAAAGAUGGCAAGCUGCUCACUUCUAGUAAGACGGUACAUACAGCGUCAAAAGGCAGAAGUCGCCAGGUUGUGAUAGAGAGCCUGGAGAAGAAAGAUGCUGGAGAGUACAUCUGUGAGGCUGGUGCGGAAAAGCUUUCCUUCAAACUCCAGGUGGAAGAUGUGCAAGUUCAGUCUGCCUUCUACAAAAAGGAUUCUGUGCAGAAAGAAGUGAAAGCCACUCUUUCCCAGAAGGCCACUCUGAGUUGUGAGGUUUCUGACAGCAAGACAGAGGUGAAAUGGCACAAAGAUGGCAGGCUGCUCACUUCAACCAAAACAAUCCACACCGAAUCAAAAGGCAAGAUUCGCCAGCUGGUGAUUGAAAGCGUGGAAAGAAAAGAUGCAGGAGAGUAUAUUUGUGAGGCUGGGUCUGAAAAGCUGCCCUUUAAGUUGCAUGUUGAAGAGACCCAGCUUAAGUCAGUCUUCUUCAACAAGGAGUCAGUCCAAAAGGAGGUGAAAGCCACUCUGUCGCAGAAAGCCUCUCUGAGCUGCAAGGUUGCUGAUGCAAAGACAGAGGUGAAAUGGUACAAGGAUGGUAAGCUGCUGAAAUCCAGCAAAACCAUACAUACAGAGUCAAAGGGCAAGAGUCGCCAGCUGAUGAUCGACAGUGUAGAGAAGAAGGAUGCUGGAGAAUACAUCUGUGAGGCCGGGACUGAGAAGUUGGCUUUUAAGAUUCAUGUGGCAGAAACUACAACUGGCUUCUCUACCAAGGAAUCAGUUCAGAGAGAAGUGGAAGCUGCUCUCACUCAGAAAGCCACUCUAAGUUGUGAAGUUUUAGACUCCAAAAUGGAGGUGAAAUGGUUCAAGGAUGGAAAGGUUCUCACUUUGAGUAAGGGGAUCCACAUGGAAUCAAAGGGCAAGACCCGUGAGCUGGUAAUAGACAGAAUGGAGAAGAAAGAUGCUGGAGAAUAUACCUGUGAAGCUGGAAGCGAUAAGCUGGUCUUCAAGCUGCAAUUGACAGACAUGGCUGUGAAGUUUAAGAAGCCUACCAAAGAUACAUUUAUUGUUGAAGCAAGUGAAAGAGUUGUUUUAACAGCUGAAGUGACCACAGAAGUUGGUAAUGUGAAGUGGUUCAGAGAUGGAGUGGAGAUAAAGGAGAGCAGCAAGUGUGAAAUACGAAAAGAUGGGCUUUCUCGCACUUUGACACUGAAAUCGGCAGAGACCAAAGACAGCGGAACGUACUCCUGUCAAACUCCGGAUGACAAAGUGGAAUUCAAAGUUCAGGUUAAAGAUUCAGCUUUGAAGUUUGUUGUUCCUUUGAAAACUGCUACAGUGGAGUUAGGAGGAACACUCAGCCUAAUUUGUGAGCUAAAUCAGGCCUCAGGGGAUGUUCUCUGGCAGCACCAGGGCCGUGAAAUUAAACCUGGAAACAGGCACUGUGUCCGAACAGAUGGAGCUAAAAGGAUCCUCACUGUCACAGCAGUCACUAAAGAAGAUGAAGGGGAAUACAGCUGCGUGUGUAAAAAUGACAAGACCUCUGCUAAAGUAACUUCUAAAGCACCAAGACUCGUGAGGUUGACCGCUAAACUGAACAACGUCGCCGCAAUGGAGGGAAAGGACGCCAUUUUCAAAUGUGCAGUCACUCCGGCUGACGUCAAUGUUCGGUGGUUCCACAACAAUAUACCCGUCACUGCUGGGCCCAAGUACAAACCUGAGCAUGGAGGUGGUAGCUUCGCACUAACCAUCACUUCAGUCACACAGAAAGAUGCAGGAGAAGUUAGUGUUGAUGCAGAAGGCAAAAGCUGCAAAGCAACUCUUCAAGUUCAGCGUGAACCUGUCACUUUUAAGAAAAAGUUGGAAAAUAUGACGGUGGAAGAAGAGAAUGAAGUGAAACUGGAAGUAGUGCUGAGUAAGCCUUCAGAUGAAGUCAAGUGGAUGAAGAACAGUGUUGUUGUGCAGCCCGCAGGAAACAUAGAGAUCCGAGUUGAAGGAGCGAAGCAGGCUCUAAUUUUCAAGAGAGUAACUUAUUCUGACCGCGGGAUAUACUCUUGUGAGACUUUGGAUGACAAGACUCAAGCAAAACUCACUGUUGAGAUGAAGAAGAUUCAGGUAAUAAAAGCUCUAACAGAAACAAAAGCUCAUGAAACGGAGACAGUGACUCUUGAAGUGGAGCUGAGUCAAGCUGAUGUUGAAGGCUCGUGGACCAGAGAUGGGGCCAAGUUAAGGUCAGGGGCAAACUGCCGCAUCACGACCGUGGGAAAAAAGCAUACCCUGACGCUUUCCAAUCUGAAGAGAGAGGAUGCCGGGACUAUUUCCUUUCAAGCAGAGGGAGUCCAUACCUCAAGCAAACUGAUUGUCACAGAACCUCUUGCUAUGAUCUCCAAACCCAUAAUGGACAUCAAUGUUCCUGAGAAGGAGAAGGCAACAUUUGAAUGUGAAGUGUCUAGAAACAACGCAGAAGUUAAAUGGUUCAAGGAUGAUGUUGAACUGAAGCCAACAAAGAACGUUGCUAUUCAUUCCUUGGGCCGAAAGCGCACAUUAGUUAUCAACAAAUGCACGCCUGAAGAUGGAGGCACUUACAUCUGUCGCACAACUGAUGAUAACACCUCUGCUAAGCUCACUGUGCAAGCCAGAGAUAUCAGGAUUGUUAAGAAGCUACAAGAUGUGGAAGCGGUGGAGAAGGAGAGUGCUUCGUUUACCUGUGAAAUCUCUCAUGACGACGUGGAGUACCAGUGGUUCAGAGGAAAUGCUAAAAUUAAAGCCAGCGAAAAUGUCAAGAUGAGACAAGAGGGCAGAACAUAUACACUGCUGUUUAAAUCUGUAACUCCUGAAGACAUGGGUGAAAUUAGAUUUACAACUGAAAAAGCAUCUUCAGCUGCAAAACUUAAAGUGAAAGAACUGCCUGUCAAGUUUGUGAAGAAACUCAGGGAUAAGAUAGCAAUGUAUAAGCACCGUGCUCAUCUUGAAUGCCAAGUGUCACGUGCCACUGCAAAAGUGAAGUGGUUCAAGAACAAGAUGGAGAUCAAAGCCAGCAAAAAAUAUGAGAUCAAAGGUGAAGAUGUGUACCGAAAGCUCACCAUCAAUGACGUGGAUUCUGGUGAUGAAGACAUGUAUACCUGCGAUGCUACAGAUGACAAGACAUCCUGUAAAGUGCUUGUGGAAGAACAGUCCAUCAGUAUCGUACGGGAACUCAGUUCAGUCGAGGUGACGGAACCUUUUGCAGCUGUUUUUGAAGUUGAAGUCAGUAUGGAAUUAGUGAAACUUCCGAUUUGGACUUUGAGUGCGGUUCCUGUGCAGGAGGGUGUUGAUGUUGAGAUGGAGAAAGAAGGCACCAUGCAUCGUCUCACUUUUAAAAAGACCAAAGCGUCAAUGACUGGACCAGUUCAAUUCACUGCAGGGAAAAGCAAAUCUCUUGCUCAACUCACAGUCAAAGAGCGCCCACUUGAGAUCACUGAGCAUAUCAAAGAUGUAAAGGCAAAUGAAAAAAGCUUUGCUGCACUUGCUUGCAAAUUUUCUGCCACACCUCCAGAAGUGAAGUGGUUCAAAGGUCAGGUUCUUCUGGCAGCGUCAGAUAAAUACAACAUAAGACAAGAUGCUGCGAGGGCUCAACUUACUGUUCAAAAAUUGACUGAAGAAGACAGUGGGGAGUACCGCUGUCAGUCAGGUCCUGCUGAAACCAAAGGGACUCUAACUGUUGAAGUACGAGAAAUAAAGAUCACCAAGCACCUAGCUGACACAGAGGUUGAUGAAGACAGCGAUGCAAUGUUCACAUGUGAGAUCAACUACCCUGAUGAAGAUGCACAGUGGCAUCUGAAUGAGAAGGUCCUGUUCACCAAUGAGGUGAACACCAUCACACAUGAGGGCAAGGUCCACAAGCUCACGCUGAAGAACUUGGCUCCUCAGGAUGGAGGAACUAUCACCUUUCAAGUACGCAAAGUGAAAGAAUCUGUCACACUGAAGGUUAAAGAGAAACGAGCUGUGUUCCUCAAGUCACUAGACGAUGUCACAGGAGAGGAGAAAGGCAUGAUAACUUUGACAUGUGAAGCAAACAAGCCAAGAGUUUCUCCAAUAUGGAGAAAAGAGGAUAAAGUGUUAAAAGCUGGACCAAAAUAUGAGCUCCUUCACACGGGCAAGUCUUUGGGACUGAUUGUUAAGGAUGUGACCAAGGAAGAUGCUGGAGAAUACAGUUGUGAUCUUGGCACAGAAGUCACAAAGGCAAAGGUCACUGUAAGAGAAAUUGGUAUCGGCAUCACAAAAAAACUGAAAUCCGUUGUGGUGAAUGAAGGAGACACAUGCAGCUUUGACUGCAUUCUGUCGCGCGAGAGCAUUGAUGACUGCUUGUGGUCUGUCAACGGCAAAGCCGUUAAAAACAGAGGUCGCUAUAAGAUCUCCAGUCAGGGGCGAAAGUACACUCUGACCCUGAAGGAUGUGACCCCUGCUGAUGCUGGUGAGGUGGUCUUCAGCAUUAAAGACCUGAGCUCCAAAGCGACACUAAAAGUUGAAGGAAAAGCUUCGUCUCUAUCAACUGGGCUUCAGAAUGUUUCUGUUGUGUGGGGCGAAGAUGCUGUUUUUGCCUGUGAGGUUACACAGGCUAGUUUUACUGUAAAGUGGGCUAAAGAUGGUAAAGCCAUCAGAACAAGCAAGAAGUAUGAGAUCAGUCAACAGGAGAAGCUCAUGAAGCUCACCAUUCGCAAUGUGUCUGCUGAAGAUUCUGGGGAGUACAGCUGUGAAGUUGUUGGAGGUGCAACCACAAGAGCCAAGCUGGAAAUUAAGGAACCGAUCCAUAAAUUCACCAAAGCGCUUGAGGACAUCCAAGCAGAUGAGCGGACCUCUGUGACCUUGCGUUGCGAAACGGCACAAACUCCAUCCACAGUGACGUGGCUGAAAGGCCACACAGAGCUCAGGGCUGGAGGUCAGUACGAGAUGUCCCAGAAGGAGAAGGUCCUAACUCUCAUCAUUAAACACCUGGAGGAGAAGGACACUGACAUCUACACAUGUGACGUGGGCACUGCGAAAAGCAUGGCAAAGGUGACUGUGAAAGCAUUGCCAACGACAUUUGUGAAAAAGUUGGAGAGCCAGGAGGCCGAGGAAGGAGCCAGUGUUACUUUGCAUUGUGAACUCUCCAAACCUGGAGUCUCUGUGGAGUGGAAGAAGGGAACACAGGUUCUGAAGUCUGGAGAGAAGUACCAGAUGAAGCAGAAGGCCUCUGUGAAUGAACUCAUUAUAAGCAAGGUGGUGCCAGAAGACAGUGGAGAUUACAGCUGUGUCUGUGGUGACCAGAAGACCACAGCCAACCUCAAGAUCAAGGCCCAACCGGUGACCUUCAAACAGAAGUUGGAGAGCCAAGAGGCUGANGAAGGAGCCAGUGUUACUUUGCGUUGUGAGCUCUCCAAACCUGGAGUCCCUGUGGAGUGGAAGAAGGGAACACAGGUGCUGAAGUCUGGAGAGAAGUACCAGAUGAAGCAGGAGGCCUCUGUGAAUGAACUUGUUAUUAGCAAACUAUUGCCAGAAGACAGUGGUGACUACAGCUGUGUGUGUGGAGACCAGAAGACCUCAGCCAACCUCAAAAUCAAGGCCCAACCAGUGACCUUCAAACAGAAGUUGGAGAGUCAAGAGGCUGAAGAGGGAGCCAGUGUUACUUUGCGUUGUGAACUCUCCAAACCUGGAGUCUCUGUGGAGUGGAAGAAAGGAGCACAGGUUCUGAAGUCUGGAGAGAAGUACCAGAUGAAGCAGAAGGCCUCAGUGAAUGAACUCAUUAUUCACAAAGUGGUGCCAGAAGACAGUGGAGAUUACAGCUGUUUGUGUGGAGACCAGAAAACCUCAGCCAACCUCAAGAUCAAGGCUGUGAAGCUGUCUCCGCCUCCUUCUGCUGCUGAACCAGAACCCAAAACUCUGGAGACCAAAGAAAAAACUGAAGUCAAGGUGGGUGAAGUUAAAAACAUUGAGCAGAAGAAGCAGGAGAUAAAUGAAACUGUACAAGCUGUGAUCCUGCCGACUACUGGUGAAGCCCCUAAACAGCAACUACUGAAAGAGGAAAAUCAGAGAAGCUCAAGAGAAUUUGAUACGGAACAUGAAGUCCUAGGCGAGAAGACUGUUAAACAAGCUGCUCAGAGUGAAGAGACCAAAAUCCAGGCACAAGCCAAACCUGUCCUUUUCAAAACUAAGCUACAAAACCUGGAAAGACAGGAAGGGGAGUCUGUUAGCUUUUGCUGUGAGAUCACCAAAGUUGGAGCCAGUGUGGUCUGGAGGUGUGGUGACAAGGUGCUGACAGCCAGUAGCAAAUACCAACUGAAGCAGGAAGGGACUGUGGUCCAGCUUGUUAUCUAUAAACUGCAGCUAAGCGAUGCAGGAGAAUACUCCUGUGAUACAGGCUUCCAGAAGACUUCAGCAACCCUUAAUGUUAAUGCCGCUGAGGUUCUGAUUUUGAAGUUCUUGGAGAGCUGCGUUGUUCACGAGGGGGAAGAUGUCCACUUUGAGUGUCAGCUUUCUCAUGAGGAGGCUCCGCAGAUACAGUGGAAACUCCAGGAUGUCCCUCUGCAAAAUAACGAGAUGAAUCUGAUAAGGUCUGAGGGCCGAGUGCACAGCCUCACACUUAGAGGUGUCACAGCCUCUGACUCUGGAACAGUCACUUUCACUGUAGGAAACCACACCUCCACUGCUUCUCUCACAGUCAGAGUGCCACCAGUAUCCUUUAAAAAGGAGCUGGAAAGCCAAGAGGCCAGAGAGGGAGGAGAGACAACACUGUCCUGCGAGACAUCAAGCCCUGACUGUAAGGUGACCUGGUGGAAGGGCUCAACUGUCCUCUCUCAGGGAGAGAAGUACACCAUUCAACAGAGAGCUACCACUCACAGCCUGGUGAUACACAAGCUGGUCAAGGAGGACAGUGGUGAAUACACAUGUGAUACAGGAGACAAGAAAAGUACCGCUAGGCUGACUAUUAAAGAGCAUGUUCGCAUUGUUCGUGAGCUCCAUGAUGUUACCGUGACCACCGGUCAGGACGCCGUCUUUGAGGUCGAGCUGUCACAUGUAGGCGUCACUCAUGGGGAAUGGUGGCUCGGAGACAACCUCCUUCAAAAUAACGAUCUGAAUCAAAUGAGCGUUCAUGGCAGAGUUCACCGACUGGCUCUGAAGAUGGUAACCACAGAUGAGUCAGGUGAUGUUGCCUUUGUCGUUGGUGAGGAGAAGAGUGUCGCUUGUCUUCUGGUCGAGGAGAAACCCAAAGUGGUAAUAUUAGAGAAACCUCAUAAUGCUGCAGCAGUAGAGGGAGAAACCGUCACAUUCAGUUGCUCCAUCUCCGACUCCAAUGCCUCUCUCACGUGGAUGAGGAACAAUGUGCCAAUCCAAGCUGGUAUAAAGUAUGACCUGAAGAAGAACGGUGCAUUGCAUCAGCUCCGAAUUCACAACCUGGUCCCAGAGGAUUCAGGAAUAUACAUCUGUGAUACUGGAGAUGCACAGUGUGAAGUUACUUUAACAGUGCAAGGUGCCCCAGUGUUCUUCAAGAAAGAGCUCAAGAGCCAGAACGCCAUAGAGGGUGAUGAUAUCACCCUACAGUGUGAGGUGUCUAAGCCAGGUGUCCGUGUUGAGUGGAGGAAAGGAGGUAUUGUCCUCCAACCUGGUAAGAAGUAUGAAAUGAAGCAGGAGGGGCGCAUUCAAGAGCUCUGUAUUCAUAGCCUGGAACCUGAAGACAGUGGUUACUACACCUGUGAUGCAGGAGAGCAGCUCACUACAGCUUCUUUGGCAGUGCAAGUGAAAGAAGUCUUCAUUGUUACUGGUCUUAAGACCACUGACGUCUUUGUUGGGGAAUGGGCAACGUUCUCCUGCCAGCUUUCUGGUAGGGCAUCUGGUAAGGUGCAGUGGUGGCUGGAUGGCAACUUGCUGGAGAACAGCCCCUGUAUUGAUAUAGGGGUGGAACAGGGCUUUAUCCACACACUCACCUUUAAGAACCUGGCUACAGAUGACUCAGGCACUGUCACCUUCAAAACGGGCAACUUAACCUCAUCAGCCAAGCUCUUAGUCAAAGAUCCCUCGGUUGAGGUGGUGAACGAUAUGGAGGACCUUUGGGUGGUUGAAAACCAACCGGCUGAGUUCAUCUGCCAGUUCUCCAGGCCAGUCAAAGCUCAGUGGAGGAAAGAUGGGCAGCUUUUGCAGCCUGAUGGCCGAAGGGUGGUAGUGGAGCAGGACUGGACUGUUGCGCGCUUGUACAUUAACCGUGUUUCCGGUGCCGACACGGGAACAUAUUCCUGUGAGGCAGAGGGUACCUCUGUGGUCGCUUCACUUCAUGUGGAAGGCAAACCCAUUAACAUUGUCCAAGGCCUGGAAAAUGUGGAAACAUUUGAUGGGGGCGAAGCGUUGUUCGAGUGUGCCCUUUCUCGCCCUGAGAGCAAAGACUGUCACUGGCUUCUUGAUGGAAAACCAGUGAAAGAAUCUCCUAAAGCAGAGAUUGUGUCUUUUGAAAGUGGUCGACGUCAUCUGCUGCUCCUGAAAGAUCUGCACGACAAAGACAGUUGCACAGUAACAUUUAAAGCCGGAACAGCUUCCACCUCUGCCCAGCUCACUGUCAAAGGCUGGAAACUGGAGAUCGUGCAGGGUUUGGAGGACAAAGUGGCCGCUGUAGGAGAGAAGGUUGAGUUUUGUGUUAAGCUUACUGAGCCUGUUCCUGCAGCAGAUGUGACCUGGUACGCUAAUGGAGUUGAACUCAAACCCAGCGACCUCUGGGCCAUGAGGUUUGACGGCAGUUCUUAUCGCCUUGUCCUGAGACAGGCCCCACUCAUGCCCCAACAAGAAAUUACCUUUGCAGCUAGGGAUGCACUUUCUUUGGCCAAGCUUACCAUCAUCACUGUACCUGACCCCCCAGAGGAUCCAGAAGUCCUCCGUAAAACCACAGAGUCUGUCGCUCUCUCCUGGUUUACUCCCCUUCAUGAUGGAGGGAGUCCCAUCAUUGGCUACAGAGUGGAGAUGCGACUUGUAGACAGCGCCCUCUGGCUUCCAUGUCAUUCUGAGCCCGUUUGCAACACAGAAUUUGUUGUGGAAAAACUGGUGCCUGGGAGUGGCUACAGGUUCAGAGUGGCAGCAAUUAACAAAGCUGGGCCUGGAGAGCCUGUUGAGCUCCCUCUGACAGUGCAGCUUGAUGUACAACAGACAAAAGUAAUGGAACAGCCGAGUCUACCUCCGGAGUCUGCUGAGGAAGGGGAACUCCAUGAUCUGUGGGACGCAUCAGCAAAGAAACGUCGCAUGAGCAGAGAGCCCACUCUGGACUCCAUCUCAGAGCAGCCUGAGGACAGCAGCAAAGGUGGCCAAAAACAGCAGAAAGAGUCUGUGUCAUCAGAAAAAGUAGAAGUCACAACAGCGGAGAAAGAGCAGGUCGUUGUGUCCAAGAAACAGACAGAAUCCGUUCAGUCCAUCAGCUCUGAGGAUGAGACUGUUACUGGCGGCUCUUCGCUUGUUUCUUACCUGAAAAAGAGCAGCAAGACUGAAGCAACAGCAACCAGUGAGGCAGAGACUCUGACAGCAGAGAAGUUCUUUGCUCAUUUCCAAAUGGUAGAGCAGAAAACAGUGCAGCAGACUGAAUCAAAAACAACAAUAAUCCAAAAAACUGAUGAAAAGCACCUGUCUACUCAGGAGACCAGUAUCAUGGAGAUCACAAAAGAGGAGGAGCCUGAGCUGACAGAUGCUGCCAUCAAGAUUCAAGCUGCCUUUAAGGGUUACAAGGCUCGCAAGGACAUGCGUCCCGUCUUUAAGGAGGUCUUUAAAGACCAAACCAAAGAACCUAAUGACACCAUACAUCUCGAAUGUGUGUCAGAAGGUAAACCAGAAAAGGUGCGCUGGCUGAAGGACGGUGAACCGCUGAUGGACGGCAAACAUCAUCAUAUUGAUAUCUACAAUGACGGCACCUGCGCCCUGGUCAUCACUGCCAUCACCACAAAAGACACGGGGGUUUACACCUGUGAGGUCACCAACAAGUUUGGAGUGACGUCUCACAGCGCUAAGGUGACAGUGGGAACGGUGAGGGAGUCAUCAGGCCGUCGACCCCUGACAAUAGGUUACAGUGCCGACAGUGAGCCCGAGAGCUCUUCUGGUAGUGAGAUGGAUGAGUCGCUGAGACAGGCGAGCAGACGCCUGAGGCGCCUUCUUCGCACACGACUCCCACCCGACGUUGAGGAGGAACCAUUUAUCAGCGCAGAUGAGGGCGACUUGCGUCCCCCGGAUCCUCACUCUUACCGGGAGGAUGACAAUUACAUCUACAUUCGCUUUGAUUCCCAAUCAGAGGCUGAGAUCGCCUCUAAAAGAUUCCAGGAGAUGUUCACAGUCCACGGCGUACCCGUAGAGACCGCCAUCGUAGCAGCGGGGACUCACAAAGUAGAGCUGCGAAUUAGAAAGAUGGGCUACAUUCAGGAUGGCACACAGACCCCAACACAGGAUCGACAGCCUCCUGCUUUAUUGACUGGAGCUCCAGCUGCUCCAGUGUUCCUGACGGAGCUACAGAGUCAGGAUGUUCCUGACGGCUAUCCAGUCAGCUUUGACUGCGUUGUGAUUGGCAAGCCCCCUCCCACUGUUCGCUGGUAUAAGGAUGGCAAGCUGCUGGAGGAAAAUGACCAUUACAUGAUCAAUGAGGACCAAGAGGGCUGCCACCAGCUCAUCAUCACCUCCGUCUUGCCCACUGACAUGGGCGUUUAUCGCUGCACAGCCGAAAACAGCAGUGGGAUUGCCGCCACUAAAGCUGAACUUAGAGUUGACAUGUCGUGCAGCUCAGAUUAUGACACUGCUGCAGAUGCCACAGAGACCUCGUCGUAUGUCAGUGCUAAAGGUUAUGUGUCCAGUAGGGAAACUGAAACAUUUGAAUCCGUAAGUGAAGACGAUCAGCUACCACAGGUUGUGCAUGAACUUCACGAUGUUCAUGUCAGUCCAGGUUCGCCUAUUGCUAAAUUGCAACUCAAAGUAAAAGGGUUUCCUAAACCGAGAGUGUACUGGUUCAAAGAUAGCCAGCCUCUCCGACCGUCAGAGAGGAUUCAGCUUUUAGCAGAGAGAGAUCUUCAUGCUGUGGAGAUCCUUGAAGUGAAGAGAGAGGACAUGGGGGAGUACUCUGCUUAUAUCAGCAAUGCGGCUGGUUCUGCUUAUUCCUCCGCCCGGCUGAUAGUACUGAGUCCUGGGGAGAUUAUGCCACAGGAUAAAAAGGAUUCUAAGGAACCACUGGUGCCUCCACGCUUCAUUGAGAGGUUCAGCAAUAGGAAGGUGAAACAAGGAGCAAGCAUCACUCUCUCUGUCAAGGUCGAAGGGUCUCCUACUCCCAUGGUCUCCUGGCUGAAGGAGAAAUCAUCAGAGGAUGUCUUGUGGAUUAAACCUGACACUAAAGGAUACAAAAUAGCCAGCUCUGGUCGCCAGCACAGCCUCAUACUGAUGGACGUAGACAAAGAGUACACUGGCGUCUACACCUGCAUAGCUACAAAUAGAGCAGGGCAGUCACUCUGCAAUGCUCAGCUUGAGGUGGAUGACACACCACAACUGAAGAAGAAUACUGCAGCUUCGGAGAUCCUCGGGAUUACAGUUAGUCCUCCACAAGAAGAGGCUGGCAGAGGAAGUGAGGGUAAAAUACCCUACUUAGGUGAAGUUGGCACAGAGGAAUUCCUCAUGAAGCUCACUUCUCAGAUCACCGAAAUGGUUUCAGCAAAGAUCACACAAGACAGCUUACAGAAUCACGACGUGCUCCAGUGGAUGAAAUCUUGGCCCAAAUCUGCCACUUCACUGCGAGUGCCAGGUGUGGACAGUGAUGAUGAGACCAAAACUCCUUCUCCAUCUCCCCAUCAUGGUCGCUCUCGUCCACCUUCCCUCAUCGCAGAUUCCUCCUCAGAGUCAGAUGAAGGAGAUGCCAGAGGAGAGAUGUUUGACAUUUAUGUGGCAUCUGCGGACUACAAUCCCACCUUUGCAAGCAAAGACUCCAUCUCUCUCAAAGAGGGACAGUAUGUGGAGGUCUUGGACUCAGCUCAUCCUCUUAAAUGGUUGGUCCGGACCAAACCCACCAAAACUACACCAUCACGACAAGGCUGGGUGUCACCGGCCUACUUGGACAAAAAACUUAAACUCUCAGCGGAUGCAGGAGAUCUUCCAGAAACAAGCGUAGAAGAGGUUUCUGAAGGAGAAUACAAGCGGAAGUUAUUCCAGCUGAUGCAGGACCUGAUAAACGGAGAAUCCGAGUUUGUCAAGGAGGUGGAAUUCUUCACUUCUCACCACAUGAAGCACGCCGACAGCCCGGAUGCUCCACCUGAUGUCUGCAGCCAGAAAGAGACCAUCUUCAGAAAUGUUGAUGACAUCAAGUCCUUCCACAGCAAGACAUUCCUUCCAAAGUUGCACGACUGUGACACAGAUGAUGAUGUGGCAAUGUGCUUCCUGAAAAACAAGGAAGGAUUUGAACAUUACCUCCAGUAUCUUGUAGGACAGAGCCAAGCCGAAUCUGCUGUCAGUGACAAAACUGUCCAUUGUUUCUUUAAGGACUACUCUGAGAAAGAGCAGGCGACUGCAAGCCCUGGGGAUCCUCCAGUUCGAAGCAUAAAUGCCUACCUGCAGCAGCCCCUCGAGAGGAUUCAGAAGUACAAGGCCUUCCUUAAGGAUCUCAUCCGAAACAAGGCAAGAAACGGCCAGAACUGCUGCCUCCUGGAAGAGGCGUACGCCAUGGUGUCUGCACUCCCUCAGCGUUCAGAGAACACACACCACGUCUCCCUGAUCGAGAACUAUCCUGCUACCCUGGAAGUUCUUGGAGAACCAAUCAGACAGGGACCUUUCCAAGUGUGGGAGGGAGCGCCCGGAAUUAGAACCUCCUCUAGGGGUCACCACCGCCACGUCUUCCUCUUUAGGAACUACUGUAUCAUUUGCAAACCCAAAAGAGACAGCAACACUGAAACACAGGCAUAUGUUUUUAAGAACAUGAUGAAGCUGAAUAACAUCGAUGUGAACGAAACGGUGGAAGGUGACGACCGGGCCUUUGAGAUCUGGCACGAACGGGAGGACUCUGUGAGAAAAUACACUCUACAGGCCCGAACGGUCAUCAUCAAGAACUCCUGGCUGAGAGACCUCAGAGAGCUGCAGCAGCGCUACAGCAUGCCUGCAUGGAGUUCACCUGAUUUUGUAGAAAUUUUGGCAAACUGCACAGCAGAGUUGGGUCAAACAAUUAAACUCGCCUGCAAAGUUACUGGGGUGCCUAAACCUGUAGUUACCUGGUACAAAGAUGGACGAACAGUAGAGGCAGAUCCUCAUCACAUCAUCAUUGAGGACCCUGAUGGCUCCUGCACGCUGAUCCUAGAUAACAUGACUGCAGAUGAUUCCGGCCAGUACAUGUGCUUUGCAACAAGCCCAGCAGGAAACGCAAGUACUCUUGGAAAAAUCACUGUUCAAGUGCCUCCUCGUUUUGUAAAUAAAAUGAGAAAUGCUGUCUUCGUUGCUGGUGAAGACGCUCAGUUCACUUGUGUGAUACAAAGCGCCCCCAGCCCAAAAAUAAGAUGGUUCAAAGAUGGCCGACUAUUGACUGACCAGGAGAAGUAUCAGACCUACAGCGAGGUCCGUAGUGGGGUUCUGGUUCUGGUUAUUAGAAAUCUGACUGAGAGAGACCUGGGACACUAUGAGUGUGAGCUGUCAAACCGCCUGGGCAGUGCCAAGUGUGCUGCAGAUUUAGUUGUUCCUUCCGCUGUGGCCCGCAGUGGAGAGCACGCCAUCACCAUCGAAGUUACCGAACAGGAGACUAAACUACCAAAGAAGACCAUCAUAAUCGAGGAGACGAUUACCACUGUUGUGAAGAACCCACGCAUGAGGAGACACAGAUCUCCAGGCUUGACUGUUCUUGGAGCCCACCGCUCUGAGACCUCCACCCCUGAGCCACCUGCAACCAGGCCAAGAAGGAUGCCCACCCCGAGAAAGACCACCAUUCCAACCCUCUAUGUUACUGAGCCCGAGGGGGCUGGAGCCAGGGCAGCGGAGAGCAGGCCCAGGUGGGUUGAAGUGGAGGAGGUCAUCGAGUACAAGGUCAAUAAGUCUCCCAGGCUGCCCAGGAGAAGAGGAAUCUCACCUGCAGGCUCCGAUCGUGCAGCCACCCCCUCCAGACCUAAGCGGUCUCCCCUGGACAACUUGAAUGCCAACAACUCAAACAACAAGUUGGUGGAGCAGGCGCAGGAACAUCUGAAGGGAGACAUCAGCAGCCAGAGCAUCUCCUGGGAGGAAGAUGAGCCUCAGAUCGCCUCAGGCUCUGCUUCGAGAGAACCGCGUGAACUUUCAUCUGUCCUAACACUUGCUGAAGACGCUGAUGACCAGGAUGAUCAGCAAACUGUUAUCUUUGAACCAGAGGAUGAGGAUACGGAGGAGCCUGAAGCAGUGGUUCUGAAACAAGGAGAUCGUAUUUUGAACCUGGAAGACUUGGAGGAUUACAUCCCAGGAGAAGGUGAAACCUAUGGCUCCUCCGGCUCCUGUCGUGUCUCUGAUGAGAAACCCUGUGAGAUUUCUGUCCUUCAGAGGGAGAUCGGGGGGUCCCAAGUGGGACAGCCAGUGCUUCUCAAUGUGGGACGCCCUGAUAUUGUUCCAAGGCAGAGAAGCAGCUUCUUUGGCCGCUUCAGGGAGCAUCUCUCCAACAAUCUUUUCCCCUCUGCCUCCCCGCAAGGAAGCGGAGCUCGCCCCCGAACUGAGAGACAAGUCCCAAUCCAAGUGAGCAACGCAAACCUAGAGGUGAAGCCCUCUUACUGCUCCGAGGUGCAGAGAGUAGAGGGCGGGCAGCAGAGCUUUAAAACCAAAGUUUCCACUCAAACCUAUGGCUACACAUCAGUUGGAAAGCCUGUCACUCUUCAAAUUAAAGAGAAGCCCUUUCAAAGCCAGUAAACAUCUUCUAAUUGUUGACACAAAUCCUUAGUCUUAAAUGGAUACAUAUCUGCUUGCAUGGUUAAAAUAAUCUAACAAAAAUAAUAUCUACUACAUAUAACAAACCAUUCCGUCUUGAAGCAGCCAGUCAGAAAAUAGUCUGAUCCUCAGUUGUUUUUGUGGGAUUCAGAGUUUUCUUUAGGCUAGGGAAUGUGGAAACUGCAAAUUGUAGGGAAACGCAUGUCUCUAUAGGCAAGUUUCAGUCUCAUUCUGUCAUUUGAACUGCUGCAUGACAUGCAGCAUCAAUUGACAAGGAUAUAUGAAGUAACAUUUUACUGUUCAUGAGUUGGAUGUUCGUUUUCAUAGAUGUGCCGUCAUAAAAUCAUUUUAUCUGCAAUAGUAAAUCAUCCAAGCAGUGACAUUUUGAACACCUCUGACUUUAUUUCUGGAUUGUCAUUAAAUGCAUAUUAGUGUCAUAUCAUCAGUUUUUUUUUUUUUUUUACUUUUCAGAAACGUUUUUGUGUCACAGUGUCUUUCAGCUUUGAAACUGAAAAUACUUACAAUGAACAGUGAAGACUUUGACUUUCUGUACUGCUUGCUGUUGUUUAGGUUUAAUCACUGGUGUGCAAUUAAAUUAUAGACAAACUUUGGUGUAGAUGUAUGAAUGAUUCCCUGGUUUUAGAUCGCUUAGUUUUUUUUUUUUUUUCAGGUACCAUCGACUAAGCCUUAGUAGUUGGUACCUAAAACACGUCCAUACUCUAUCAUUUGCUUUUCUUUUUUUUAUUUACAAAGCUUCUUUGACAAAUUUGGGCUUUUUGAUGUUUUGCAGUUGCCCGCAAACUCACAGGGAUUAACAAGGGCGUCCUUUUGUGUGUCAGUGACAUAUUUAUGAGUGACUGCAUGUAUUUGCUUUGUAAACCAAACGUGUUAAGCAGAACUGUCAUGUAUUUACGUGAAAACGUUGAAAAACCUGAAAUUCCAGGACUUCACUACUUUCUUGGAAGACGUUGCUGUGUUUGUGUUCCUAUAAUAAGGUGUGAUCGACUGGGUAUGGACUAUGUAUGUUAUGAUAUUUUAGGUCUAACAGAUUGUAAUUGCUUGCAAUGUUCAUGUGGAGUUGUGGACAAUAAUGAGGUUGAGCACAAAGUGUUAAAUAAAUGUACAGAAAAUCCUUAAGAUUACCCGUUUCUUCUAUCAUUCCUUACUACUCCUUAUAUUAAGCCACUUAUGAACCGAGUAAAAUGAGACACCAGAUCCCCCUUUUCCACAACACUUUCUUUUAACCUUUUAAUUUGCCUAGAUACAACGCUCUGAACUGCUGGCUUCUUUUUUGUGGCUUACCCUCUCUGUAGAGGAUGUCAACGGACCACUGUCUUUGCCCUGACUUCCUUGAUUCCCAGGUUUUUUUUUUUUUAAGUGCUUUUUCCAUUUUUUCUAUUUAAAGUAUCUGACAAAUUAAGUUCUGGGUUUUCAUCAGCUUUAAUAAUCAAAAGUAACUGUGAUAAACAUUUGAAAUCCUCUAAGAAAUGCAUAUUGAUUUCAGUUUUUAAAUAAAAUUAAACUAGGUUUUUGAGCAUAUGGUGCCAAGAUAGACUUGUGUGACUAAACAAAUAAUGCACUUUGUAGCUGUAACAUUUUAUUGAAGUUUUAACAUGUAACACAUUUCAGUAUUCCAGAGGAUUUAUUGCUGGAAUUAAGAAUAAGCUCAAAUAGUGAACAACAAUAUGAGGAAUACAUAACUUUUGGUCAGAUGAAUUGAUUUUUACAAAGUCCCAUUAAUAGUUUUACUUUGUAAGAGUUGCUGAAAAAAUUAAUUAUGCUAGUUUACAAGUACAUCAUAGACGUCCUUUAAAGGGGCAGCAGUAUGCAUUUGUCAGGAACAUUGUGAUAAAAAAAAAAAAA